Molecule: messenger RNA, 3061 nt
Organism: Betta splendens (Siamese fighting fish)
Lineage: Eukaryota; Metazoa; Chordata; Actinopteri; Anabantiformes; Osphronemidae
Gene: trib1
Product: tribbles pseudokinase 1
Exons: 3
Coding region: 581-1654 (357 amino acids)
Biological process (GO): regulation of MAP kinase activity; positive regulation of proteasomal ubiquitin-dependent protein catabolic process; protein phosphorylation
Cellular component (GO): nucleus
Molecular function (GO): ATP binding; protein kinase activity; mitogen-activated protein kinase kinase binding
Source: RefSeq, a predicted model, not a curated record
AGGAGCCCAUGAGAAGCGACCUGCAGAUCGACGGCGGCGCGUCGACCGCGUCGACGGUCGAACCGCACGCUGAGUCCCGAGCGAAAGGUAGCGCGGCGGGCGGUUGCGUCAGACGCGCAGAGCUGGAGUCGGUGCCGUUAACAGGAUUGCUCAAUGGUUGUGUCACCAGGAGGCUGGACUGGUCGGGCGGAGUGUUUGAGCUCGGAGCUCAGUAUCACCGGAGCUCACUCACUCGCUGCCUGUGUGAGAGUGAGGCGGUCUCUCUCUCUCUCUCUCUCUCGCUCUCCCUCUCUCUCUCGCUCUCUCUCUCUCUCAGUCUGGGCUCUGAGAGGUCGGGAUUUUCUCACCAAAAGUACACAGAUCUCAGAGACGUGGGCAUUCGCUCCCUGCGAGGACGUGGGUUGGAUUACUACCGCAAACACCGGGGCCGCAGAACUUUCAUUUAUAGCCGAACUCGAACGAGCCUCGCACGGAUGGAGCGCGCCGUUUGUGGAGUAUUCUAGCCGCCGAGCGGACGUAUUCCAGCCGAGCCGCGCACCGGGUCACGCUCGCUCCUUUCCUCGCGAACCGGUCCAUCGGGAUGAACUUGCGGUGGGGCGGCCCGUCGCCGCCGUGCACGCGCGCCGCGAGGGUCGCGCACAAGCGCCUGGACUCGGACGACCAGCCGCCGGCCAAAUGCGCCAGGCUGAGCCCGGCCGAGGCGGGGGACACCCACGGGCUGCUCGGCGCCUCCCCGGGCUCCCCGGCCAGCCCCGCGUCGAGCCCGGUGCCCGCGACCCACCAGGGGCCGUCCAGGAUCGGAGCGUUCCUGCUGCUGCCGCUGGCGGACCGGGAGAGCGUGCACAGCGCGAUGAACGCCGACACCGGCGAUGAGCUACUGUGCAAGGUCUUUGAUAUGGGCUUGUACCAGGAGAAGAUCAGGGCCUACGGGGUCCUGCCCGCUCACAAGAACGUGGCCGGCAUCCGGGACAUCAUCCUGGGCGAGCGCAAGGCCUACGUGUUCCUGGACAAGGACUUCGGGGACAUGCACACGCUGGUGAAGAGCUGCCGCCGGCUGGACGAGGGCCGCGCCUGCAGCCUGUUCCGUCAGGCGGCUCUGGCCGUGGCGCACUGUCACCAGGCGGGCGUCGUGCUGGGCGACCUCAAGCUGCGCAAGUUCGUCUUCGCCGACGACAAAAGGACAAGGGUGAGAUUGGAGAGCCUCGAGGACUGCCGCGUCCUCGAGGACCCCAACGACGACUCCAUGUCUGACACGCACGGCUGUCCCGCCUACGUCAGCCCCGAGAUCCUCAGCGGCUCGGCGCCGUACUCCGGCAAGAUGGCCGACAUGUGGAGCCUGGGGGUCAUGCUGUACACCAUGCUGGUGGGCCGGUACCCCUUCCACGACCCGGACCCCGCCACGCUGUUCUCCAAAAUCCGCCGGGGCCAGUGCUGCUUGCCGGACGGCCUGUCGCCCAAGGCCAAGUGCCUGCUGCAGAGCCUGCUGCGGAAGGAGCCGUGGGAAAGGCUGACCGCGGCCGAGCUGCUCUCUCACCCGUGGUUCCAGCAGCCGCCGCCGUCCCAGGAGGCGGCGCCGGGCGAGCAGGACGCCGGCGCGGCGGAACAGACGGUGCCGACCUUCCACGUGGAGGAGGACAGUGAUCUGUUCUGCUGACAAACUUGACUCAGCUGAGUCCGGCUGAGGGACCAAAACAGAAACCGUUGAGGGAUUCACCGUCGUUUUUGGUUAUUUUUUUUUAAAAAAACAUUGGCACUUUUUAGAAACACGUUGCGUACUGUUGUGUGUACAUACACCCUCAAGCUUUCUACAAAACUGUACUGUAGUUUAUUGUGGUAUACUUGCAAAGGGCAUUGCUAACAAUGAUCAUUCAUUGUGUUUUCACGUGUGUGUUUUUUAUUAUUUGGUGCUAAAAGGACUGUCACGGACUCGAUGUCAGGCCAGGAUGUUGCUCCUCUCGCUCCUCUCGUGCGCUGACUCACCAGCUGGCUCGCGGAGGCCUGACGCUAGCUAGCGUGUGACACGCUAGCUAGCGGCGGCGUGCCGCUGACGAUCUGGCGGCGGUUCAAGCUCACAGAUUUCGACAUCGCGCGCGGACGGGUUAAGGAAGGCGACGGGUGCAACCGGGGCAAGAAAAGUGGAAGGAGUUUAUCACACGCACACUCAACAACAAGGAUGUUUAAGCUCACGCAGACCUUUGGCUCGUGUGCAACUAGCCACACCUGAACUCAACACCAAGGUUUCUGCUUUAGAAAUAAAAGCCGGGAGCUACUGUAGUGUUAAAGUCACAUGUUUUAGCAGCAGGAGAGGAGACAGCCUGGGGCCAAGCACUCUAGGAAUUCGUCAGAAAAGAUCAAAAACAUCCCAAAACCAGGAAAAUACCCAACAGAGGAAAGUAAAGGCUUUGUGAGUUGAGCCGUCGAACCUGUUUGGAGCUGUGCUGAUAUGUGCCCAUAUCACUGUGUUUUAUAAACUGCAUGGCCCUGAAUCCGUCACAGUCAGGCGCUGUUUGAUGUCGGUUGUCUGACGAUGACUCAACACUUGAGCGUGUCUGUGCAGAAUGGUCCUGACCUUGACUGGAAGAAUCCAUUGCGGCUCCUUUCACUCCCUCCAACGCUACUUUCCCCCCUUACUUUCGUUAGCUAGUGCCAUAACCCGCCGCGUUAGCGUGUAGCGCUGACAGCGCGCGCCGCUAGCUGCCGGGGUGAGCGGCGGGCUAAUCGAACGUCUGCUCCGGCCUCAUCCGCCCGACGCGCCAGAUGGCCACAAACGUGUGACGAUCUGAAUUGCUCCCUCGCAGAGGAGCGGUUUAAGAGAUUUAUGAUUCUGCUCCUCCGGCAAACGCGUCGAGUGACUCACGCGAUCAUGUGACAUGUAGAAUAAAGCGACAUGGGUGCACUCGGUAUUGCACUGUGAAUUAUGGAUUUGUGACAGAGCCUGGAGGACGCCAUUAGUCCAGACAGGUCACACGCAAGAGUUAUGUUCAUUGUACAAAACCUGUAAAUAUGUAUAUUUGAAAUGUGUGUGGAGAUGUCAAAUAAAGAUCACAUUUUUUCAUAUUCA